AUGAAGUACGCGGCAAAACGAAUUGCUAUUUUGUGGGUGUGGGGCGAGGAGUGGAUCCAGUCGCGGCACAGCACACGAUGGCUCUCGUCGGCCAAACCGGCGUCCCACACAAACGAGUCGUCCGUGGCCGCCUGGAUGGCCGCACGUGCCGCGGCUGCAGCCGAGGAGGCUGCUGCAAAGGCGGCUGCUCAGGCGGCCGCUCAGGCCGCUCAGGCGGCCGCUCUCGAACGGCGCGCUACCUACCCGACGCUCGAGCACGACAACUACGACCCCGGCCCCCUCGCGGAGCGCAUCAGGCGCGACAAGCGCGAGGCGUCCCACCGCUCCUCCGACGACUCCUCCUCCGACCAAGACACAUGCGGCACCGGCUCUACUAGCGAGGCGAAUGACAUAUUCGACACCCUCGACGACCAUCUCGGCUACGGUUCCGACGGUUCCGACGACCAUCUCGGCUACGGUUCCGACUCCGGCUCCGGCUGGUAG
Molecule: messenger RNA, 483 nt
Organism: Emiliania huxleyi CCMP1516
Lineage: Eukaryota; Haptophyta; Isochrysidales; Noelaerhabdaceae
Exons: 3
Coding region: 1-483 (160 amino acids)
Source: RefSeq, a predicted model, not a curated record